Molecule: messenger RNA, 2005 nt
Organism: Cornus florida
Lineage: Eukaryota; Viridiplantae; Streptophyta; Magnoliopsida; Cornales; Cornaceae
Product: E3 ubiquitin-protein ligase SIS3-like
Exons: 10
Coding region: 232-1515 (427 amino acids)
Biological process (GO): sugar mediated signaling pathway
Molecular function (GO): ubiquitin-protein transferase activity
Source: RefSeq, a predicted model, not a curated record
UUUCCCUCAACACGAAACCAUUUGAAAUCUCUCUUUCUCUCUCUAGAUUUUGUUGCUUUGUCCAUCUCUUUCUCUGUCUAGAUUUUUCGCAUUUUAUGUAUCGAUUCAAACGGAAUUGCCAGAUAAUAGAUUGGUGUUCGAUUUGGCUCCCAGAUUCAAGCUUCCGUGUCGUGAAAUGAAGAUUGAGUCUUUCAGUUAUAGAUUCUAGGGUUUCGAAAUAGUUCUUCUCCAAUGGCGAUUAGAGGCGUAGAUUUCAAGUGGUACGAUGGGUUCUUCUUAUCUAUGCUUGCUACAAGUAUAACCAUUGUUGCAAUCAAUUGGAAGCGGUACCAUCUUUGUGCAUACCCAUUGCACAUAUGGAUCGUGGUCGACUACACCACAGUUUUUGUUUUUCGGCUCUUGAUGUUCAUAGACAAUGGGCUUUCAGCUGGAAUGGGAUUGGAUUUUGGGUGGCAGCAGAGAUAUGCGCGCUUUUGUGGAAGAAUAGUGGUGCUUUCGAUACUUUGUCUGCUACUUUAUCCGUUUCUUUGGGCUUGGACUAUUAUUGGUACCUUAUGGUUCACUAAGGCAAGAAACUGUUUGCCGGAAGAAGGUCAGAAAUGGGGAUUUCUUAUUUGGUUGCUUUUCAGCUACUGUGGACUCCUUUGCAUUGCUUGCUUGUCUUUCAGGAAGUGGUUAAUGCGAAGACAAGCUCACAUGCUACGUGCUCAACCGGGGAUUCCUAUUUCAGAAUAUGGGGUGUUGGUUGACAUGAUCCGGGUACCAGAUUGGGCAUUUGAAGCUGCUGGCCAAGAGAUGAGAGGGAUGGGCCAAGAUGCUGCUGUAUACCAUCCAGGGCCUAACUUGACUCCAACUCAGAGAGAAGCAGUGGAGGCACUCAUUCAGGAACUUCCGAAGUUCAGGUUGAAGACUGUUCCUACGGAUUGCAGUGAUUGUCCCUUCUGUUUAGAAGAAUUCCAUGUGGGGAAAGAGGUUCGUGGCCUUCCUUGUGCUCACAACUUCCAUGUGGAAUGCAUUGAUGAGUGGCUCCGACUGAAUGUGAAAUGCCCCAGGUGCCGUUCUUCGGUCUUCCCAAACCUUGACCUCAGUGCUCUAUCUAACGUCCAUGCUGAUUCUGAACGUUCAUCGGCCAGUGUCAUGGCUACAACCAGAUAUGUGAGAACCCAACCACCCAGCCAGAGCUAUCUGUUGAGAUUGCAGGGUUUGCUCCGUUCAGUCCAUACAGAAAAUGCAGGGUCAGGUGCUGAUGCAGAUGUUACCUUGGAAAUGGCUGAGAAUGGAGGUCUGCCAGUGCAAGUCAGAGCCGCACUAACCUGGAACCGGAACAUCUUAUUUAACGUGUACAUACUGUUCACUCCAUCCCACCGUAACACUAGAUUAUUUCUUGGACUCUCUCUUACAGAUUUUACUUCAUAUUCUAACUACGUGUUCUUGGAGAAGCUAAAGUUAAAGAUUGUCCAUCCCUGGUCGUUGCUCCAUAGUUUUACUGUUAAUUCAUCACAAAGAAUUCCAUAGUUUUUGCUUGUAAUGUUCAUGGACAAAAAGUUGGUACCUUCAUUUUUCUUUUUCCUUGUUUCUUUUUUUCCAGCCCGUGGACUUCGAACCUUGUGUCAUUAUAUGAUUCAUUGGGACCAAUGAUCCGGGACCGUACAAAUAAUUUCAUAUAGUUCAAUUGUUUCUUUUCUAUCUUCUAAAGUAUAACAUAUAAGACUCAAGUUGUGCUAGUGAUAACAAAAUAAUGUGAGUUCAAUGCCAUUGAUUCCAUUUUUAUAUAGUUUUCUCAAUUUUUUUAUUUUAUUUUUUUCUUUUUUUUAAUUAUUGUUAUUAUUAUUAUUUUUGUAUGAAUGUUAAAUUUCAUAGUGGGGAACAUAUAGCUCUAUCCAAUUUGAGCCCAGUGACACAAUAUUCUCUAUCAAACACCAAGAAAAUUAAAAUUGUUUAGAUGUUGGAUCUUCAGUUGAAGUUGAUCAAACACAAUGAAACUCCAUGUUCUUAACUGAGGGAG